Messenger RNA from Clunio marinus, 231 nucleotides. Lineage: Eukaryota; Metazoa; Arthropoda; Insecta; Diptera; Chironomidae. The record is from the annotation of a GenBank genome assembly.
AUGAGAGUUGAUGGGAAAGAUCACUACAAAUAUGUUUCAAGAGGUUAUCAUCUGACAAUGACCGACCACAACAUAUUAACUUAUGUAAAUGCAAUGAAAUCUCGACCACUGAACGAACAAAGUCAAUUGAAAUGCCUGAGUCAAGAUCACAAUUUAAUUAAAGAUUGUGAUGACGAAACAUAUCAGAAACAUAAAUCAUUUUUAUUUUCGCAGCAAUUUCCAUAUGAAUAA